AUGACAGGGCAGUGCGCGGAUCAGCCGAUCACUUACGAACCUUUCCCUGGUCAGGAUGAGGAUAAUGAGGACAAGGACAAGUGGAUGGGAUGGAAGAGGAUGAAGGAGGAAUCAAAUCAGUCACCGAUGAAGAAUGAUUCAGCCCCAGCUGAAUCAACCAGCAAUCCUUCUUGGCCCCUUACGUGCUUCCUGGCUUACCCCCCAUUGUUUCAGCCACAGACUCUAUCAAGAAUCUGGAAAUCUUAUAGCACGACUUCGUAUCUCGUGUUCGUGCUCUCUCACGUCAACCCGGCUCCGCAAGUCCCAAAAGUCUGGGUCAUUCCAGGGCACAGGCCACUGGAUGGUACCACCGUACCUAGAGCAUUGAUAGUGCACAAUGAUGGUGGCUUCAGUAUCCAACUAGUUCGGCCUAAGCAAUCAGCGACCGUGCACUUGGACCACCGCUGA
This is a messenger RNA of Aspergillus niger, 447 nucleotides long. RefSeq lists its product as hypothetical. The record is from RefSeq and is a predicted model, not a curated record. The coding region runs from base 1 to 447 and encodes 148 amino acids. The transcript is spliced from 3 exons. Lineage: Eukaryota; Fungi; Ascomycota; Eurotiomycetes; Eurotiales; Aspergillaceae.